Messenger RNA from Saccostrea echinata, 2915 nucleotides. Its product is annotated as transcription factor GATA-4-like. Lineage: Eukaryota; Metazoa; Mollusca; Bivalvia; Ostreida; Ostreidae. Gene Ontology annotation, cellular component: nucleus. Gene Ontology annotation, biological process: cell fate commitment; negative regulation of transcription by RNA polymerase II; positive regulation of transcription by RNA polymerase II. The coding region runs from base 360 to 1928 and encodes 522 amino acids. The transcript is spliced from 7 exons. Gene Ontology annotation, molecular function: RNA polymerase II cis-regulatory region sequence-specific DNA binding; DNA-binding transcription factor activity, RNA polymerase II-specific; zinc ion binding. The record is from RefSeq and is a predicted model, not a curated record.
UACCAAUGCAAACACUAAAUUCAAUGUAAAUGCACGAAGCGAUAGUGAUAAGAACGAAGCAAUUUUUUCUGUUUCUAAAGCCAUAUUUUGUGACUAUUUCAUCCACAACUGACCAUUUCAUCUUCUGAUGGUCUAAAGUGUAUUAUUCAAACCGGACACAGGCACUUUUCCGAAAUCGUUGAGGGUAUAACCUUUUGGUCAGCAGACGUCAACCAUUUUCACCUGCCUCAUACACGCGCACUCCUACGCACAGUAUCUCAGGACUAUAGAUAUACCAGCGUGUGUAACUUCCAAAUUUGGAGAAAGUAACCCGUGUGUAGAAACUACGAAAUUGGGAAUUCUCUUCAUGGCUAAUUUUCAUGGCAUAUUCCGAAUGUUCCUGGGUUAGUGCAAGAGGGUAUACGGAUAUCAAACAAGAGCCAGUCGAUUGUUUGGAACAUUCUUACGAGACUACCGAUCCCCCCGCUAGCGGUUCGGACGAAUCAUCUGCUCGCCGGGAGCAGGGUAUGCUUAAUUUCCAGGAGAGCAGCCCACUCUUGCCAAACGAAGAAGUCGAAGUAUUUUUUAAUCACCUGGACCGACCCAGCGCCACUGAAAACUCAACCACGCGAAACGCUGGAGAUAGUGAGUCUUCCAAACUAGACAACUCUCAGCAUCAGUCAGAUACCAUGUUUCAGAACAGUAUGCACGCAAUGUCCCUUCCAACCGCUACAGCCCCAACCUACCAUGAGACCGCAGGGGCCAAUAGUUUUAUGCACGCGGGUUCCAGUCCUGUGUACGUCCCCACAACUAGAGCUGUACUCCCUAUGCAGUAUGCGUCUGGACAGCCAACUUCUAAUCCCAGUGGAGGUUCCGCUAUGUGGAUGCAACCUGACCCUUCCUACAGUACCCCUAAUACCCAUCCCUCCGUGUCCCCGAGGUUCGCCUUCGCUCCUUCGCCUAACUCUCCCAUUAGUUCCCCCACGGUGAGGGCAGACCAGGCUGGAUUUAACCCCUCUCUGCGACCAAGCGGCAUCAGCCCUUACUCCGCAUGGAGCCCCGAGUUGUCGUGGAACUACAACAUGGCACUGCAGCAAGGCCUCAGAAGACCCGGGGCAGAUGGACAGGACUAUUUCGCGGAUUUGGAGGGUCGGGAAUGCGUGAACUGCGGAGCAAUAUCCACCCCUUUAUGGCGCCGGGACGGGACCGGUCAUUAUUUGUGUAAUGCCUGUGGAUUAUAUCAUAAGAUGAAUGGGAUAAACCGCCCCCUUAUAAAACCACAAAGGCGAUUGGGAGAGUUCGGCGAGACAUAUCCUGCCACGCCCCCAUAUCAAACAGCUGAUCCUACUCUUCAGGCGUUCGGGCCUUGGACCACUGGUGGUAAAGGACUGGGGAAAUCAAGAUCAGCCUCCAGAAGGGUUGGUCUGUCUUGCGCCAACUGCAGCACGACAACGACUACAUUAUGGCGUCGCAACAACGAAGGUGAACCAGUCUGUAACGCAUGCGGACUGUACUACAAAUUACAUGGGGUAAACAGACCUCUUGCCAUGAAGAAAGAUGGGAUUCAGACACGGAAGAGAAAACCCAAGAAUCUUGCCAAGAAUAAAAAUUCUAGUAAACAGGAAUCAAAUGCGGAUGUAAAACCAGCCGUCUCGCCCAACACCUUGAACAACAAUUCCUCUAACCAGAACAACGCCUUAGCAAGUUCCAUUAACAGUUCCAAUGUGAUGGGCCACACUUCUUCAAUGACAACCCUCACUUCCGUCGGAGUUGAUCAUGAGAGCGGGUUAGGGAGCCCGGUGAACUUAGCUUCCGUCCCGCAUUAUUCAUCACCGUCACCACCUAAAGCUGUUCUGGUCAAAACUGAAAGUGAUAGUCUCCAUGGACACGGGGGACCUCUUCAUUCUGAAUCCGGGUCACUAAGUGCUGUGACUGUAGGGGCCAAUUAACCGGAAGUGAGCCGAAUCUCGCAGACAUUACAACGUAUUCAUACAAUCUAUACAACAUUUGACUAUAGAUUUUUAUAAGUUAUUAUAAUAUAAAAAAUGAAGGUUUAUACGUUAUUAUAUUAUUUUCAUAUGUUGGUUCUAGGGAAUACAUUAUGCCUAGAAAUUGUUGAUUGUCUCAUAUUUUCUAUAGAUUUGAAAUGUAUAUACUUGUAUUGAAAUGCAUGUCUGCUACAACAUGUAUUUGAAACUGCUUGUUAUUUGAGGGAUUUGUUAUAUAGAUAUGAAUUUUAAUAAUCAUUAGCAAAUAACCAAAUUUAUACCCCACAAGAAAAAGUCAAUCAAAUAUGAAAAACGUUACAACUACCUCACAAUAAACAUACUGUGUUCAUGUGAAAUAAAUUUCAUUGAACAUCCAUCCCUGUAAACUUUACAUAGCAUAGUUAAAUAGUGUACAUAAUGUUCAACAGUCGAUUAAAAAAAUAAAACAUUCACCAGGUACCAUUCCCGGUGAUCAUACUCAGAAACAAUACUUGAGCCUUAUCGAAAAGAGAGCUAAACUGAUCUUGCCUUCCCUGUUUCCUGUCACGUGACUUAGUGUACAUGUAAUUAUCAGGGUAUAGAUCACAUUCAACACAAGUUUGUUUGUAAACGCGAGUGAGUGAACAUAAAGGUGCUAUAGUUGGGCGUGAAUCGGUUUGCCAUACCUUAUGAAAGCUAGUCGACAAUCAGAAUAUUUCUGAUGUUAUAAUUUUAUCGUAUUUUUUGUGAUUAUCUAGUUAGAUAUUUUGAAUUAUGUGUAAAAAAUUCAAUAUGCAUAUCAAAACCUCAUGAAAUUUAAAUUGUAAAAUGAAGUAGAUGUAUAAUUCAAUAGAUUAAAUGGGGCCAAACGGAAAUGAUAACUCACUGAUUACUGCAAUUCAAUUUAGUUUUACGAUGUGUGUUUGAUCUUUGAAGAAAAUUUGUAAUACAAUUCUUGCCAUAUUUAAC